Lytechinus variegatus (green sea urchin) is the source of this 3844-nucleotide messenger RNA. RefSeq names its product carboxylesterase NlhH-like. The record is from RefSeq and is a predicted model, not a curated record. Lineage: Eukaryota; Metazoa; Echinodermata; Echinoidea; Temnopleuroida; Toxopneustidae. The transcript is spliced from 4 exons. The coding region runs from base 635 to 2044 and encodes 469 amino acids. Gene Ontology annotation, molecular function: hydrolase activity.
UAAAAAAUUUGUGAUGCCAACUGAAUAAUAAUCUUCUAGGAAGACAAUAAAUUAAGUCAAAAUAAUAGUAAGAAGAAAAUGUUUGCUUAUUUGCUCAAAAAUUUUAAAAGAUAGCAUUUUAAUGCUAUUAUCUCAGUUAAUAUAAAAAAGAAAGAAAUACAGUAGAUAAACCAAACUGCAUGACCUCUUUUUAACAACAACCCUGUCAUUUAUUUUGACAAGACAAUUUAACAAUAAUGACAUCUAUCUAUGUGUCUCGAUAACGUUACCAUGUACUGGCCGCUCAAUGGUUAUUUUUAUCCUUAAAAAUGAAGUUAAUCUGGACAUUAUUUGUGAUGUGGUAGUUAUCUCCGCCACCGCAGAUAAGUAAGUGGCUCAAAAUAAAUUUAAUCCAAGGGAUGUGUCUGUAUAAAUACUCGAAUCAGAAAUGACUUCUACCCCAUUUAUCUGAAAACCCUAUUCGAAAUUUGAUUUCCAGUUCACACCUUUUCAAGCUGUCCAGCUCCUUGUGGCAAUUCUGUUGCUUUGGUUGAUGCUGAUACUGUCUACGUUAAUGCCCUGACAAAAUCGAACUUUAGGAGACCUCUCAGUGCUACUAGGGUUGGUUAAAGAACCAGUGCAGUUGACCUUCCGCAUGAUGAAGAACCUUGGUAUUGCAGGGAUGGUACUGGCAGCGGUGUCUAUAGGGUACCUUUUAAACACCCCUAUACCACCCGACCUAGCAGAACCUUUGUAUUUCAGACUCUUUGUUGCUGGACUCAAAGCUACAGAUAUUCUGACUGCGUUGACCAUGUCCCUUCUGCCGUCCGACCCCAACCUUCACGUUCGUGCCAUGCGUUCCAUCAUAGAGAUAGGACUCCCUGAUCCAAGCCAGCAGGCCUUCGGUUCGAAUCUCACGACACGGUACACCAAUUUCGACGGCAUUCGUGUUCUCGUCUACGAGCCCGUUUACCGCCCCGACUCGCCCAUUCCGGCUUUGGUUUACUUCCAUGGAGGUGGAUAUGCUCUUGGAAGCACCAAACUCCAUGGUUAUCUGACGAGACAUUUGGCAGAAAGACUGAACAUAGUACUCGUCUCGGUUGACUAUCGACUAGCUCCCGAGCAUCCCCUCCCUGCUGGUCCCGAUGACGGCGUCGUAGCAACAAGAUACCUCCUGCAGCAUGCCGACGAGUUCGGCAUCGACCCACAUCGCGUUAUUGUGGCUGGAGACAGCGCCGGUGGUCAUCUGGCGACCGUCGUCACCCAUCGAAUCCACGAUGACAGCAGUCUACCCGACCUCAAGCUCCAGGUCCUCCUCUACCCCUGGCUCCAAGCGUUGCACUUCCACACUCCAUCCUACCAGCUCUACCACCACACAUUCGGGGAACUUGGAUUGUCCAGAAGCAAGGUUGUGGGUUUUGUUGCUUACAAUAUCAUCCAGAGACUAGAUGCCGACUUCGAGAGGAAGGUGAUGAGGAACAUGCAUAUGAGCCCCGAAUUCAAGAGGUCAGCUCAAUUUCAAAGGGUCUUCGAUCAUAACAUCAUUCACGAAAAGCUUGCAAAUGUAUCUCUCAAUCAGGACAUAACGGACCUUGAUUCAUCGUAUACAUCGUAUCCAUUCGAUUCGCUUUCUGACUCGAUCCCGAAAGCGACAUUCCUCUCCUCCCUGUCGCUGUCGCCAUCGACGCUCUUAUCAUCAGUGAUACCACUGCCAACCGAUUACCAGACUCCACUCUUAUCAUACGAACCCUUAGAUGCGUUCGAACCUGGUAACGAGACAUUCUGGGCCGAGAUCCAGCACCACUUUCUUGAAGGGAUGUCGCCCCUUUUGAGGGAGGACAUGACUGGCCUUCCAAAAGCUUUCAUCGCCACUGCAGAUCAGGACGUUCUCCGGGACGAUGGCAUCUUUUACUCCCAUGCUCUGGAGCUAGGGGGCGUGGAAGUGGAUUGGAUCAACUACAGAGGGGCGUGGCAUGGUAUGGCUGAUCUUGGUAUCCGUAGAGGUCUUCCCAUUGGUAUCAAGAUGGUGGAAGAUGCCAUCGCAUUCAUCCAAGACAAUAUUUGAUGCUUAUAUCAUCUUGCGUAUUUUCAUCAUACUCUUGAGGGGGUACACAUGGUGUACACAUUGUCACAAUAAAGAUGCGUGGCUUUGGUCAUGUUGGAGAGUUCACUUCAGAAGGGCCAGUAACCUUUACUGUACCAAGGAUUCUUGGAUACCUGGUAUUUGGACUGGUCUAGUCUCUCCAUUUGUAUAAGGGCGAACGAAGAUUAUGUUAAAGCCAUUCGAGACAUUGUACUUCUUUAUCGUUUUGUUGAUUAGUUAUCACAGACACCCAUUCUCUUGAACGGAGUCUAAACAUGGUAGAAAAGAACGAUAGGGGACAAUGUAGAUGCAUGGUGUGACUAUUGGACAUGGCUCCGAGUUCUGAUAAUGGGGUUUGUCCCGAGAAGCAGGGAAAUCAAGUUCAUUCUAUCCGUGUUCGCAUGGAGGAACAUGUAACUGACCAGAUGCUCAUUGUCAUCUCGCUUGUUUGUGCAUUCCCGCAUUCUCUUGCAUCGGUCUUUCAUGUGAUUUGUGUUUAUGUACCAUUGAUACAAAUGCUGGGGGCGUGGCAUUUAGUAGCUGGCAUUACAGUCCUAUAGGAGGUAUUUUGCAUUGCACUUUUGAACGAAUCGGGAAAUAUUUUACGUUCAUUACUGUUCUUGAAUCCUCUGAAUUAGAACCUUGUUUUUGAUAUAUUAGGGUGAAAGAUGUGGAAGGGAUUCAAGUAAAACUGAAAAAACACGCCUAUAUUGGAGCGGGAGCGGGACAGGAUAAUUGGUAUUUGUAUCCUAUGAGAUGUAUUUAGUUCAUGCGUGAUCCAUGAUACAGUGAUUGAUGAAGCCAAAUGAUCACGAAAUGUACUUUGUAAAUAUUAUUCUGUGUAUAUAUGUUAAUAAAUAAAAUAUGUGUUCCAUAAUAUUAAUACAUGUAUUGUAUUAAAAGGUGCUAUAUUGAAUCCACUAUAACCAUGUGUCUGCUUAUGUAACGAGAUUUAUUUUGAAAUAAAUACAUCUGACAAAAAAUAGAUCUGUAUUUUUUGUGGUGGUGGUGGAACUUAACAAGUCUGUCAAUGUGUACAAUGGCGGUCGAAGAUUAUGUUGAAACAAUUAAUUCAAGAUAAUAUACUUCCUUAUCGUCUUAGUGAAUGAGUCUUAACAUGAUAAAAACGACAGAUAGGGACCAUGCAUUGGAUAUGACUGUGUUGGGUAGCUUAGAGCCCUGAUAAUGGGUUUGUCCCGAGAAGCAGGUUCAUUCAGUGUUCAUUCAACAGGUUCAAGUAUCCGUGUUUGCAUGGAGGAACAUAUAACUGACCACAUGCUCAUUCUCAUCUCUCUUGUUUGUGCAUUCCCGCAUUUUCUUGCAUCGGCCUUUCAUGUAAAUUGUAUACAUGUAAAAUUGAUGCAAAGGGGGCGUGGCAUUUAGUAGCUGGCAUUACAGUCCUAUAUGAGGUAUUGCAUUGUGCUUGAGAACUAAUAGGGAAAUAUUCGACGUUCAUUAUUCUUCUUCAAUCCUAUCAAUCAGAACCAUGUCUUAAAUAUAUUGGGGGUGAGGAUGUGGAGAGGAAUCAAGUAAAACGGGGAAAGGCGCCAAUGGGAGCGGUGUUGGUAUUUGUAUCAUAGAGAUGUAAUUAGUUCAUGUGUGAACCAUGAUACAGUGAAUGAUGAACCCAGAUUGUCGACAAAUGUACUUUGUAAAUAUUACUCUGUGUAUAUAUGUGAAUAGAUAAAAUGUGUUCCAUAAUGUAAAUAUUGUAUUAAAAGGUGCUAUAUUGAAUCAAUUAUAUAACUAUGUGUUUGCUUAUGUAACGAGAUUUAUUUUGAA